This is a messenger RNA of Grus americana (Whooping crane), 966 nucleotides long. Its product is annotated as olfactory receptor 14J1-like. NCBI's taxonomy places the organism in Eukaryota, Metazoa, Chordata, Aves, Gruiformes, Gruidae. Gene Ontology annotation, molecular function: olfactory receptor activity; G protein-coupled receptor activity. Gene Ontology annotation, cellular component: membrane. Gene Ontology annotation, biological process: G protein-coupled receptor signaling pathway. Bases 1 to 966 code for a protein of 321 amino acids. The record is from RefSeq and is a predicted model, not a curated record. The transcript has a single exon.
AUGUCCAACUGCAGCUCCAUCACUGAGUUCCUCCUCCUGGCAUUCGCAGACACACGGGAGCUGCAGCUCUUGCACUUCUGGCUCUUCCUGGGCAUCUACCUGGCUGCUCUCCUGGGCAAUGGCCUCAUCAUCACUGCCAUAGCCUGCGACCACCACCUCCACACCCCCAUGUACUUCUUCCUCCUCAACCUCUCCCUCCUCAACCUGGGCUUCAUCUCCACCACUCUCCCUAAAGCCAUGGCCAAUUCCCUCUGGGGCACCAGGGCCAUCUGCUACACAGGAUGUGCUGCUCAGGUCUUUUUCUUUUUCUUUCUGAUCUCAGCAGAAUAUUCCCUUCUCACAGUCAUGGCCUAUGACCGCUACAUUGCCAUCUGCCAACCCCUGCACUACGGGACCCUCCUGGGCAGCAGAGCUUGUGUCCACAUGGCAGCAGCUGCCUGGGGCACUGGGUUUCUCUAUGCUGUGCUGCACACGGCCAAUACAUUUUCUAUACCACUCUGCCAUGGUAAUGCUGUAGAACAGUUCUUCUGUGAAAUCCCCCAGAUCCUCAAGCUCUCCUGCUCAGAUGCCUACGUCAGGGAAGUUGGGCUUCUUAUAUUAAGUUGUUUUUUAAUAUUUGGUUGUUUUGUUUUCAUUGUGCUGUCCUAUGUGCAGAUCUUCAGGGCUGUGCUUAGGAUCCCCUCUGAGCAGGGACGGCACAAAGCCUUUUCCACGUGCCUCCCUCACCUGGCCGUGGUCUCCCUGCUUGUCAGCACUGCCCUGUUUGCUCACCUGAAGCCCCCCUCCAUCUCCUCCCCAUCCCUGGACCUGGUGGUGGCAGUUCUGUACUCGGUGGUUCCUCCAGCAGUGAACCCCCUCAUCUACAGCAUGAGGAACCAGGAGCUCAAGGGUGCAGUUCAGACACUGAUGACUAGAUGUUUUUCAGAAGCAAUAUACUGCGUGACAUCUUCUCCAUAUCAUUUUUAA